CCGGGGCCGCGGAUAGAUAUCUCGGUGUCCUGCGACCCUGCUAAGCACACGCGCGAGUCGACUGUGUAUCUCGAAAGUCCGGAGCGAUUUUACUUGUAUUUACGGACAAAGUCAGCGUCGCUGCGACCGACAGACAGCCUGAAAGAUGCCACGAAUAGAAGCGGACGUGAAGUUGGACUUCAAGGACGUUUUGAUCAGACCAAAACGCAGCACGAUCAGGAGUAGAGCUGAUGUUGACCUGGUUCGAACAGUCACCAAGUUCAGGAACUCUGGACAGACAUACAGUGGAGUCCCAGUCAUCGCUGCUAACAUGGACACCGUGGGGACAUUUGAGAUGGCCAAAGCUCUUUCCAAGCAUGGUUGUUUCACAGCUAUUCAUAAGCACUACUCGGUGGAAGCCUGGGAAGACUUUGGACGGAAUAAUCCAGAUGUUAUACAGAAUGUAGCUGUAAGUGCCGGCGCCCUGAAGGGAGAUUUUGACAAGUUGGCGAGCAUCCUGGCUUCUGUGCCGCAGCUUAAGUUCAUCUGUCUCGACGUGGCCAACGGCUACUCAGAGGCUUUCGUGGAAACUGUUCGGGAAGUUCGAAAGAAGUUUCCGAAGCACACCAUUAUGGCAGGAAAUGUUGUGACUUGUGAGAUGACUGAAGAACUCAUCCUGUCAGGAGCUGACAUUGUGAAGGUUGGAAUUGGCCCAGGCUCAGUUUGCACCACGAGAAAGAAGACAGGUGUAGGUUACCCUCAGCUGAGCGCUGUGCUGGAGUGUGCCGACGCGGCCCACGGUCUGGGAGGGCACAUCAUCUCCGACGGAGGCUGUACCUGCCCUGGAGACGUCGCCAAGGCAUUCGGAGCUGGAGCUGAUUUUGUCAUGUUAGGUGGGAUGUUGGCUGGUCAUGACCAGUCAGGAGGGGAAACCAUCGAGAAGAACGGCAAGAAGAUGAAGUCCUUCUACGGCAUGGCCUCGGCCACUGCUAUGAAGAAGUACGCUGGGGGAGUGGCUGAGUACAGGGCGUCGGAAGGGAAGACCGUAGAAGUGGAGUAUCGCGGUGAUGUGGAGAACACCGUACGGGAUAUCCUGGGCGGCCUGCGGUCUGCCUGUACCUAUGUCGGAGCUGCGAAGCUGAAGGAGAUGAAGAAACGCACAACCUUCAUCCAAGUCACACAACAGCUCAACACCAUCUUCAGUUAGACAAAGAGUGAAGGACAGUAGUGAAUGGAGGUGAUGGUACGUGAUGUUAACCUGGUGUCCAGUCUAUCGUGGUUGGGGAAGGUUUUCUUCAGGGCUGCUGAAGCUCUUCCCCGAUUGCCUCAGCUAGGUUCUCUGGUAGGUUUUUCACAAUGGGAGAUUGAAUAGCCCCACCACGAUUCGUGGUGGUGGGGCGAAUCAAAACCCAGGGUGCCAAACUCUAUUGGUGUAACACUCCUACAGGGCAGUCUGUUAAGCUGCGCUGGGGAAAACUAUUAGAGCCCUGAAGACAGCCUGCCUCAACCAUGAUAGACUGGAUACCAGGUUAACAUCAUGUUGGAUAAAAGGUGUCUUCAAACGAAGCAAGUCAGGUAAUACUUAUUAGCCAACGUUUCGGUGGACUGCCUGCUACCGACUUCAGGGCGUUAAAUGGUUGGAUCUACUUUUUACUGCAGCUAGGUGUCACUAAAUUGCAAAUAUUGCAGUCCCAAACCCCAAUCCUGACUCAUCUUAUUUAUAGCUCCCCAUGUCUGGUUCAUAACUGGAGUCGAUUCUUAAGACUGCCUCCUGAGUCCAACAAAUGCGUCUGUUGUCCUCUCUGUCUUUGACCUUGCCACCCUACUAGUCUUUUACACAGUUAUUUCUGGUGAUGUGGCCUGUCACUGCUGAUUUUUUCAAGUUCUAUUCCUUCUCGGCUUCCUUUUCCACCCAGGUGCAGUGUAAUGCAGAAUCAAUCAUAAUUGCCCAGAGGAAGGUGAUAACAAAAUGUCAGCCAGAUACCUUUAAUCUGCCUAUAUGCCAACCAUGCCCAUGUUUUAAGUAUUGCCCAUCUAUUUUAACUACACUUCACUCUACAUGUAAAUGUGUUCUUGUAAAAUUGGAGCUGAGCAGGUAUCUCUGCUGUUUAACAGUUACUGUGCCCAAUCUGCACAAGUCCAAAACAGCGUCCAGUGGAAUAGCAAAUCACAGGAUUGGAGUUUGUGCCAAGCAAACCAUUGUUGUUCUCUUCAUGAAAGUUUUGUGACUACUUUUUUUUCCAUAAUGUGUACUAGCAUAUCUUACUACACAUUACCGUUAUUUGGUAUGGUGUGCAAACAAACAUACAGACAUACUAGUAAAUAGAAAUUACAAAUGAUGCCAUAGAUAAUGUUUAAUGACAUUAGCUCAUCAGGUUAAUACUAUGAUUAUGGUAAUGAAGAAAGCACAGUCAGGUGAAUGAUAUAAUUGGUAUGAUCAAAAAUGUCUAUAAUCAAAAGUAGAUUUUAGAUGAACAAAGUAACAUGAAAGAGCAACAUAUGAGAAUCAGUGAACUUGCACAAAGUGCAUGACAAUAGUAGAAGCCUGUAAAAUGUACUGAGCAAAAACUCUGCAGUCAUUUGGUGCUGCUAUUCAGACUAUUGUUUUCAUUCAAAGGUUUGUGCUACCUACAAUAAUCAUUGUAACAGAGCAACCUUUAUAGUUAUUUGGUUUGAUUAUAUUGACAGGCCAAUCGGUUUAAAUAGGCACAGAGCUUUGCAUUGCUUAGUUUCUUUUUUGCACAUGUAUUUUACAAAAUUACAUGGAAUACGAGAUUUAGCUAAGACACCUACAAAAACCUGUGUUUUUUAGAAGCAUUGUGUUACUGCACAACUGUAAGCUGCUGAGGAGAGUUUUGCUUACUUGUUGGAGUCAUAAAUUAAUACAUUUUAUUCUUUAGAAAUGCAUGUAAUGCAUGCUAUAAAUAUCAAAUCUGUUACUACGUACAUGUAUGUAGUAUAUUAUAGGGGAUGAAGAUUUGGUGAUGUCUCACUUGGAUGAAGAAGAUAUUACAUUUAAUUUGGCUCUGCGUCACAGCAAGUAUGGUGAUUUUCAGCCUGUGAUCCAUACUUCAUCGCAUGCUCUCUGCUUUUGUUGUGUGUCUAUAUACAUGUACAUCUAUCUGUAACUACACUGUAAAGAGUUUGGAGACAAAGACUGUUUUCAGUAGAUGUAAGUACAUCUAUGUCUGUCAACCAACAAGUCAUCCCGGAUGUUUUAUUUUUCCUAGUGAAAGUGAAGGACUGGGUAUCUUUUAUGUAAUGGAACUGAACCAAAGUAUCAUCUACAUGUGACAUGUAGUAGAGGGUAAAGGGUGUGUUUAGUAUCCUUACUCCUUGUGCUAUAUUAAAAGCAGUUAUGCUAAUGAUUUGU
This is a messenger RNA of Branchiostoma belcheri (Belcher's lancelet), 3352 nucleotides long. RefSeq names its product GMP reductase 2-like. Lineage: Eukaryota; Metazoa; Chordata; Leptocardii; Amphioxiformes; Branchiostomatidae. The record is from RefSeq and is a predicted model, not a curated record. The coding region runs from base 146 to 1186 and encodes 346 amino acids. The transcript is spliced from 8 exons. Gene Ontology annotation, biological process: nucleotide metabolic process. Gene Ontology annotation, cellular component: GMP reductase complex. Gene Ontology annotation, molecular function: GMP reductase activity.